Schistosoma turkestanicum is the source of this 1278-nucleotide messenger RNA. Lineage: Eukaryota; Metazoa; Platyhelminthes; Trematoda; Strigeidida; Schistosomatidae. The record is from the annotation of a GenBank genome assembly.
AUGGCUAAUAAAAAAUGUAUGCCUUUAAUUACUAAUUACAAAUCGGAUGAUUCCUCUUUGGAUGAUGAUGAUGAUGAUGCUGAUGAUGAUAAUGAAAUCUUUAAUAGUUUCACAGUGAAUAGUAUCAAUGAAGCUACUGAUGAAGAUGAUCAACCAUUGUCUCAUUUCCGUUCUGUGCAUACAACAAAAAAUGAUUUUUUAAAAAAUUAUCCAACUAUUCUACAACAAUCAGUUACAAAUAAUUCAUCUGUGAAUACAUUGAAAAAAAAAUCACAGUUGAUACUGUCAUCAUCUAAUGUUGAUGAUGCUGAUGCUGAUGCUGACGAUUCAAUUGUACCGAAUAUCUCUGAUUCCGAUGAGUCAAAUGAUUCUUUCUCAUCUGGUACUGAUGAUGAAGAGUUUCAAAAUUUAGUGAACAAUUCCGCUGCAUUACCUGUAAUUGAACUCUUGAGAUCUAAACAGUUAACAUUGAUGUAUGGUGAGAAAAAUCGUCACAAAGUCAAAUCAGAUAGAAUCAUAAACAUUGGUUAUUCACAAUUUUUUCAAGAAAUUCAAUCCGUUUUGAAAUAUGAACAUCCUAAUGCAAGUUUCCAUGAUUUAUGUCGAUUAGUUGAUGAACGAUGGAAUCAAUUAUCAAAAAUGCAGAAAAAAGAGUAUAAAAAGCAUUCUAACCUAUCAAAACAGUCAAAACAAAUGACUACUUCUUUAGCAAAAUGUCGAUCAAAAUUGCUGAGAUUACUAAAUGAAAACAAUAAACAAUGCUGUAAUCCGACGUGUAGAAAUCCAGUUGCCUAUGAUCCUCGUUGGAAUGGUCAGUAUUGUUCAACGAAAUGUGUCGGAGAACAUUGUCAAUUAACUUUUAUUGAUUGGUGCAACAAUAAACGCUAUGAUGACGGAAAGAUCUUAAAGAAUACGUUGUUUACAGUUCAAAGAAUCCCAGUGAUCAAUUCGGAUGAAGCAAAUGUCAAUGAUGAUGUAAAAUCCGUCGACCAUCAGAAUGGUAAUACCUGUAAUAUUGGUAGCGGUAGUAGUAGUAGUACGUCUGCUGAUAGUUCUAUUAUGGCUACUAAUACUACUACUGCCACUACAACUACUGAUUAUAAUAGUAGUGCGACCUCUAACACUACCCAUACUACUACUAGUAAUACUACUACUAAUAACAAUAAUAAUAAAAAUCCCCCACUCCUUGAUUCAUCCGAUUGUGUUUCAGUGAGUUUAAAAAGAAAACCUCUCUUUGAAUCAUUUAAAGCGGAACAAUUUCAUAAUAAAUCCAUUUGA